Molecule: messenger RNA, 2172 nt
Organism: Brassica oleracea var. oleracea
Lineage: Eukaryota; Viridiplantae; Streptophyta; Magnoliopsida; Brassicales; Brassicaceae
Exons: 2
Coding region: 1-2172 (723 amino acids)
Source: RefSeq, a predicted model, not a curated record
AUGGCCGACUUUGGCACUCCAGAACAAAUGGCCGCGUCUAUGCAAAAGAUGCAACAGAUGCAAGAGUUACAGGAAACACUCACAGCGCAGCAACUGGCUGCACAACGGGAACCACAUGUCCCAAUUGGUGAGAGAAACCUACCACGUAACAUCUCUGCUACGCGAUCUUCUAUCGCUCCACCACCAUGUCAAAGGGCAGAUUUCGAGAUAAAACCCGGCAUGAUCAAUCUUGUCCAGAGAAAAAUGUUCCAUGGACUGUCAGCUGAAAUACCGAUGGAACACAUUGAAGCUUUUGAAGAGAUAUGCAGUUUUACUCGUGCAAACGGCGUUCCACCCGACUACAUCAAAUGCAUGCUGUUCCCAUUCUCUCUAGCAGACAAGGCUUCACGAUGGCUUAAGUCAUUACCUACAGGUUCCCUAACUUCUUGGGAACAGGUUAGAGCGGCUUUCUUGGGACACUUCUAUACGAAAGCCAAAACAGCUGCCCUACGGAACAAGAUUUCCUCCUUCAAGCAACUCCCUAGUGAACCUUUCAACGAAGCUUGGGGACGGUUCAAUGAUACCCUCAGAGAGUGUCCUCAUCAUGGGUUCGAUGAUGACCAUGUUCUAGGAAUCUUCUACGAUGGAGUGGAAUGGGAGUUCCAUAAUGCUCUGAACGCAGCGAGCAAUGGAGAUUUCAUGACUCAAACCAUAGAAGGAGCUCACGCGCUAAUAGAGAACAUGGCAGCUAGUUUGUCCAACAAAAACGAGGAAAUUGACCGUUCCAAAAAGGUGAACAGCAUGGACACUAGGAAGAUUGAUGACCUCGCCGCUAAGGUCGAUUUGCUGCUCAAGAACAAUCAGAAUCAGAUCUAUAAUGGGAAGAUGUUCAUCCUCAGCCAGGCUCAGAAUCAAUUUCAGAAACGGCAGAAUAAUCCACAGGCUGCUCCUGGAACCGCGAGCGGUCCGCCAGAUGAGCUGAAGGGAAUGAUGCAACAACUUCUGCAAGGUCAACAGAUUCAAGGAAAAGCACUGAACCAGGUUACAACCGAGAUAAACACUCGGAUGGACAACAUGUUCACGGAAUGUAAUUCCAAAUACGAUGCUGUAGCAAGCCACAUAAGGCAUAUGGACGUUCAGAUUGCUCAAACUGCUGAAACAAUAAAAAGGCAACAAGGAACACUCCCAGGGAAAACAGACAAGAAUCCCAAGGACUGUAAAACAGUCGAGCUGAGAAGUGGAAGACAUCUAUCAGAUCCUGUCCCCAAGAAGCUCACUGCACAAGAGAAGGGAAAACAGAAAGAGGGAGAACCACCUUCGCUUGAGGAUGUCCACGAUGACGAUCAUGAACCGGAACAUCCAACAACUGCAGAACCAGUAGCCCCCACGACGCAAGAUCAACAUGUUCCAACUCGCAUCUACAUUCCAAAGGUUCCCUAUCCAGUCCCUGCUAAGAAAUCACGCAAGGAUUGCGAAGAGAUGAAGUGCAAAAAGAUGCUUGAAGAGUUGAACGUUAAGUUCUCUCUCAUGGAUGCUAUUAAGAUGAUUCCUUCAAUGCGCAGUCUUGUGAAAGGGCUGAUCUCCGGGAAGACUUCUGCAGACAGCGACAUCAUGAUGGUCUCGAAAGAAUGCAGCACAGUCCUUCAAAACAGAACAGUCAGGAAAUUGGAAGAUCCUGGAAAAUUUGUCCUAUCUGUUCAGAUUGGAAAAAUAGUCUUCGCUUGUUCUCUGUGCGAUUUGGGUUCCAGUGUGAAUCUCAUGCCCUACUCAGUUGCAAAACGCAUGGGACUAACCAACUUCAAGCCAACCAAGAUUUCUUUGGUGUUCGCAGACAGAUCAGUCAUGUUGCCAGUAGGUGCUCUUGAAGAUCUGCAAGUUCAAAUUGGUGACACCACUGUUCCUGCAGACUUCGUGGUUCUAGAGCUCGAAGAUGAACCAAAAGACCCUCUCAUUUUGGGCCAUCCUUUACUGUGCAUAGCUGGUGCAAUCAUUGACGUCCGCAAUGGGACGAUCGAUCUCCAACUGGGAGAUAUUGUGAUGAAGUUCGAGAUGGAUGAGCUUCUCAAACGACCUAUGCUAGAUGGUCAGAACUUCACGAGUAGCGACGAGAAUUCCGCCUUGACCCCUCAACAAGGGAUGAUCGAAGAAAUCUUCGCAGAUGAUCCUUUAGAAGUAGCUCUGAUACGAGUAUAG